Molecule: messenger RNA, 508 nt
Organism: Cimex lectularius (bed bug)
Lineage: Eukaryota; Metazoa; Arthropoda; Insecta; Hemiptera; Cimicidae
Exons: 3
Coding region: 16-486 (156 amino acids)
Source: RefSeq, a predicted model, not a curated record
UUUAAAACUAAAACAAUGUCACCGCUGUUCCAGUGCCACAUGUUUUUUUUGUUUAGUCGAAGUGUGAUUUUAACAAGACAAAAUGGAUCCGACAGAUCCUUACAUUUUCCGUUUCAGCCUUUGAAAAUGUCAAAAGCAGUCUACAGGAAUUUCAUAGAAGAAUCCGGUAUAAUGGAAGCUUUCACGCUUUUUCUAUUUAGGCUCAUCGAUGAAAAAACAAAGCCUCCUUACCUAAUCCACUAUUUCAGGAAACAUUUUGGCUACAAGAUUUCUCGUGACAUGCCGAAUAUUCAUUACACAUGGGAGCAGAUCGAGCAGGAAAAACGCAAGCUGGAAGCCCUUCAGAUGGAGAACGUGAAAUUAAAACACGAACUAUCGUUUUACGAUACAUAUUACGAAAUGCGUCCUCUCCGAUACAGGUUUCCUAUAAUGCCCGAACUCAAAGCAGAACGUGAAAAGAACCCUGACGGGCAGAGUCCAAAUUAGUCAAUAAACUGAUUAUCCUUUC